AAAAAAUGUUCGUAAUUUAGUUCAUGGGCUGCAUAUUUUAGAUCACCCUAUAUCACCCACAGAUGUAUACCUGUUUUACGUUAAUACGAACUUCAUUUUCAAGGCCGUACAUAUAAAUGAAAACCGCGAUGAACAAGAUUGCAAUGUUGGUAAAAGGGAAACUUCCGAAUUUCAAACUUAAAUUAUCAAUGUUGCUUGUAAUCAUAGUCUUCAUUGGAUCAACACAGGGAAUGAAGUGGAGGUUUAGAGAACAACAUUCAUUUAAAGUAAGAUACAAUGAAUCAGCAGCGCUCAGGGCUAAAUACCCAGAUAAGAUCCCACUAAUUAUAAAAACGGCUCCUAAAUCGACGAUUCAGGAUAUUGACAGACACAAAUUACUGGUACCCAGACACUUAACUCUACCACAGUUUAUAUAUAUCAUCAGACAAAGAAUCUCACUGCCCCCCACGAGUCCCAUGUACUUUUUUGCAAACGACGCAGCUCUUCCAACAACAAGUUCUACAAUGGAUGUGAUAUACGAGGAAUACAAAUAUAAAGAUGGAUUCCUAUAUAUCACUUAUAGCGGAGAAGAAUAAUUUGCAAAGGAGGAACCAAUAAAUAGUCUGGCUACAAGCCCUUGUGAUCCUCUACUUCAACAAGGGUGAGAAGGUGUGUAGUCAAGUAGAGGGGGGGGGGGGGUCACAGGAUCUCGUAGCUAGACUCGAAUCAAAAGAGUUACUGAAGACCUCUUCGGGUAUGACACAGGCUAUUAUGGCAAAAAAUCGUGAAAAACUAUUCAACAACACCAAACAUUAACCACAAGAAGAUGUGGGAUAAAAUGCCACAAGAAGCUGUUUAAAAACUCAAUGCAAUGUUUCUUAUUAGCAGUGUAUAGUGGAGUCAGUUAGCAAUUCAAUUGCACAUUAUAUAAAUAAACCAUUUUUCUAUUCUAUAAAUAAACCAUUUUUGAUUAAAGCAUCAUUAAUACAAAUAUUUUUGAUAUCUUCCGAAGUGACGUUGAAAGUGGCCCCAUUUGUUAAUAGUAGACCUCAAAAAUGUGCAAGUUUACAUUGAGCACCAUGUUAAUCAAUCAAUCUUCAAAACACCCCGCUACAGAACAAUAAAGAACAACAGAGUUAUAUAGAACAAUAGAGUAGUUAAGCCCAUAUUCCUAGUACACCUAUAUUACGCGGUAAACACGAUACAAAAAUAUGUCAUAUUCCGCAACGAAUAUGGCAUAUUCACUUGCGGUGUAUGACAGAUUCACCUGCGGUAUAUGGCA
This is a messenger RNA of Owenia fusiformis, 1261 nucleotides long. NCBI's taxonomy places the organism in Eukaryota, Metazoa, Annelida, Polychaeta, Sabellida, Oweniidae. The record is from the annotation of a GenBank genome assembly.